AAGUAGGAACUAUUGAGGGCACACUGAACGACGUCAUGUACGGAUCAGCUUCGUUUGACGCAGUGGGGACAUUGAUCAAGUCGUCCUAUACAGCCGAGGAGGUCGUAGACGCAGAGACUUUAUAUGAACUCCAGGGUCCUACUUCCGAAGAGCCCUUCCGAUUCCUCGGCAUCAAGUGGGUUGUCAAGUCCACCUCGUCCACCGUUAAGGCCUUUGUGUGGCCACGGGACCUUACGUUUAUCGCAGCAACAGGUAUAUUGACACGUCAGGGUGGCGAACGAGUGGGUUACCACUUGAUGCACUCGGUGGAUCUCGGCAAAGGUUAUGGUCCUCUCGAAGGAAAGCGGAUCGUGCGUGGCCGAAUCUCUUCGUGCUAUCUGUAUCGACAAACAUCUUCAAACACCGUGGAUGUGUACAUGAAGACCAAUUUUGAGCCGAAUGGGUCGGUUCAUGAAAGUGUUGCACUACUAUCAGCGGCGAACAGUCUUACGUAUUGCUUGAAGUCGUCACUAUGCGCUCAAAACAAGAAAUUGUCGUGGCUUCUGGCACACCCGAAGAUUGACGACACCGAAGCUGGUUCUGCACGACCGAGUACUGUGCGGAUCAAGAAACGCAACGACUGUGGAGUUUGUACGAGACCGAUUGGCACAUUUUCACGAUGUCAUACCUGUCGUGUUUGCAAUGCCCGCGCAUGCUCGACGUGCUUUGUCAAGAAGAAAUUGAGUUUUCCUGGCCAAGGACACAAGACUGUGGAGCAACGUUCUGUUGUUAUUUGCACGCACUGCCUCACCCACGCUCGGAAACUCAACUCGUUGGAAAUCGCGGAAAAGGAAGUGAUCGAACGGCAGCAAAUGAACAGACGACGUGGCACUCUUCGAACAACAGGAUCCUCGACACGUAGCAUUCGUAGCCGAAGCAAUAGUCGUCCUGAUAUUAACCGGCGUCGACGUGGAACUGUCACUGGGCGCACAGCCAACGAACAGGAGAAGUUCGAGAAUGAAAAGGUAUUCCACACUGCCCCCGUUCGAAGGGUAAGUCGAACGCCACGCCAAACUCACUCCCAGAGGAAGUUGGACUCGAAUACGAAGCCAGCAUGGGAUUAUAACUCUGAGACGGAGGACAUUGGCGAUGAGAAUGACACGGUGGUGAGUUCCAACACGGUGUUGCUGCCUGUGGACUCGGAACCACGCAAAACUCGCGCGAGGGAUACGAGAACACGAAGCAACAGCAGGAAGACAAUCACCAUGCAAAACUUAAGCAAGAACGACGCAGAGAUUCCUGUCGUGGAUCAUCCGGAUGUGUGGGAUGUCGACUCUGAUACGGAUGAAGUCGACUACUUGGUGAGUUCUCAGGAGGUGCCGAUACUGGGCGAGACACUCCCUGAGGCUGUGGUACAAUACGCUUGGGGAGCGGUGGUGCCGUCUCCUACCAACAAGGAGGCACCCGCGACUUCAGCUUCGUGGCCAUCGCCACCAUCGUCGCCGUUGCCAUCCCCGACUCCGUUGCCAAAGGAAAAGGAGGACUCGUGGCCAACAGCUCAAGGUGAGCGAGCGUCGGUGUGGACGCCGCCCAUUUCACAGCCAACGACGAUUCCUCGAAUCCACGCAGGAGCUUCGACUCAGGAAGUAUUGGCACAGUUCGCGGAGCUUUGCAACGCAGCAGAAAACGUGUAUCAGGCGGCAAGAAAACACACCAUCACGCACUUGGACCCCACAGUGCUACCAACGCGUCAAAAUAACACCAGACUCGACAUGAGCGCUGUGGACUAA
Molecule: messenger RNA, 1769 nt
Organism: Phytophthora nicotianae INRA-310
Lineage: Eukaryota; Oomycota; Peronosporomycetes; Peronosporales; Peronosporaceae
Exons: 1
Coding region: 36-1769 (577 amino acids)
Source: RefSeq, a predicted model, not a curated record